Molecule: messenger RNA, 3173 nt
Organism: Prosopis cineraria
Lineage: Eukaryota; Viridiplantae; Streptophyta; Magnoliopsida; Fabales; Fabaceae
Product: protein DETOXIFICATION 12-like
Exons: 7
Coding region: 84-1574 (496 amino acids)
Biological process (GO): xenobiotic detoxification by transmembrane export across the plasma membrane
Cellular component (GO): membrane
Molecular function (GO): xenobiotic transmembrane transporter activity; antiporter activity
Source: RefSeq, a predicted model, not a curated record
UCACUCUCUCCCUCUCUCCCCUUCUCUUUCUUUCUCACGCCAUUAAAAUCUCUGAGGGAAGAUCUGAGACAGAGACAAACCACAUGAUGGAAGAGAGGCUGUUAAGACCGAACCAGAGAGUGCAGAAAACAGAAAGAAACGACGAGACUGAUGAAGAUCUUAAUAAUACUAAAACGACGAGCCUCAUCACAUGGAGAGCUUUCAAGCAAGAAGUGAAGAUCAUCGGUUAUAUCGCCGGACCUAUGAUUCCUGUUGUUUCUUCUCAAUUUAUUUUGCAGGUAGUUUCGAUCAUGAUGGUUGGUCACUUGGGUGAGCUUUCUCUCUCUAGCUCAACCUUGGGUCUCUCUCUCUCCAGCGUCACUGGUUUCAGCUUUCUUAUGGGAUUGGCAAGUGGACUAGAAACUCUGUGUGGACAAGCUUAUGGAGCUCAACAAUAUCAAAAGCUUGGAACACUAACAUACACUGCCAUAUUCUCUCUCAUGCUAGUUUCUCUCCCACUCUCUCUCAUUUGGAUCUACAUGGAAAAGAUCCUGGUCUUCAUAGGCCAGGAUCCUCUAAUCUCACAUGAAGCAGGCAAGUUCACAAUAUGGCUUAUUCCUUCACUUUUUGGAUUUGCAAUUCUACAGCCUCUGGUUAGGUAUUACCAAAUGCAAAGCUUGAUUCUUCCAAUGCUUUUGAGCUCUUGCUUUUCUCUUGUUCUUCAUGUGCCUCUUUGUUGGGUUUUGGUGUUCAAGUCUAAGCUUCACAACCAUGGUGCUGCAUUGGCCAUUAGUAUUUCAGUUUGGGAAAAUGUGAUCAUUCUUUGGUUAUAUAUGAGAUAUUCUUCUUCUUGUGCUAAGACCAGAGCUCCUAUAUCUAUGGAGCUUUUUAAAGCUAUUGGGGAGUUCUUUAGGUUUGCUGUCCCUUCUGCAAUUAUGAUAUGCUUAGAAUGGUGGUCAUUUGAGCUGAUGAUCUUGAUGUCCGGACUAUUACCAAACCCACAACUUGAAACUUCAGUUCUAUCUAUAUGUCUCAACACCAUUUCAACACUCUAUUGUAUUCCCUAUGGAAUUGGUGCAGCGGCAAGCACCAGAAUUUCAAAUGAACUAGGAGCUGGGAAUCCAGAUGCUGCACGAGUAUCUGUAGUGGUUACUAUGUCUAUUGCAGUGUUGGAGACAACACUUGUAAGCACAACACUUUUUGCGUGUCAUCAUGUUUAUGGUUACACUUUUAGCAAUGAGAAGGAGGUUGUUGACUAUGUCACUUUCAUGGCUCCUCUUCUUUGUCUCUCUGUUAUCCUUGACAGCAUACAAGGUGUUCUUUCAGGCAUUGCUAGAGGUUGUGGAUUGCAGCAUGUAGGGGCUUACAUCAACUUAGGAGCAUUUUAUCUAUGUGGGAUUCCAAUAGCUGCUGCAUUGAGUUUUUGGGCAAAAUUGGGAGGAAAAGGCCUUUGGAUUGGAAUUCAAUUUGGCUCUUUUGUGCAAACUAUUCUACUUUGCAUCAUAACAUGUCGUGUAAAUUGGGAGCAACAGGCCAACAAUGCGAGGAGGAGGCUAUCUAAUGAACAGGUCUUUGCAAAUAAUGGACUCAUAUGAGACACGAGUGUAUAAAUAUUAAGGAUAAUUUUAGCCCAUGAGUGACUUGUUAGUGUUAUUUUUUGUACACAUGAGUGUAAAAAAAUUUGUAGAGUUUCCAUAAAAUAAAAGAAGCAGAACUAUAAGAGAGAAUGAUGAAAAGUAGAAUGAAUGGAUUUAGGCACAUUCUCACCUUUUGUAUCAUUUAAGGUAUUUUAAAUUUAGAAAAUUCAAAUACCAAAUCUCUCUCUCUCCCUAUAUAUAUAUAUAUAUAUUCAUACAUGCAUGAAUGUGUGUGUGUUUUUUUUCUUUAGACUCUUUCUUGAGUUUUUCCUUAUUAUUGUAUCUUUGUACCAUUCUCUAUAAUAGAAAGGAAAAUCAAUGGUUAAUAGUAAAUUAUUUUUUCUUAAAAACUAAAUACUAUCAUUGUAAUGUUAGGAUAAUGAUUGAGUAUAAUAAAUCCAUCAAAGUUGUUGUAUUAGGUUCUUAUUUGCAUCACAAGGUGAAUCAUUGUAAUGUUGAAUCUUUCCUUGCGGUCUCUUAUUCUAUAGUUGGAAUCAUUCAAUUACCGUUUUGAUCAUUUUUGUCAAUCCAUUUCUCUUUCUAUUGGUGGUGGUUCUUCAUCCUUCUCAACCUCAACAGUCCUCUUGCCAAGUCAAGUUGGAUUUUUUUUUUUGGGUUUGAUGGUUCUAAGCUUUUUCAUUAAAUUUUCAAGGUUGAGCAAUUUUUCUAUUAUUGUGACACCUUUAAUGACCAUCAUUUAUUUGUUGCUUUCAUUUUGAUGGCCCUAUUUAUCCCUGAUUUAAGAUGUUUGUAGAACAAGACUUAUCAAGUUUGUGGGUGGGUGGGUGUGUAGACCUUGCUAAUGCAUUCAAGGAUCAUUAUGGUCCUUUUCAAUUUGAACGCCUUCAUGCCAAGCUUUUUAAACUUGUGUAGCUAGACUCAUUCAAGCCAUACUACUAGGAUUUUAUGAAUUUGGCUAAUCACAUUGAGGGUUUGGAUGAUGCUUCUCUUUUGGAUUGCUGAUGAAGUGAUUCUUGAGCUUAUGGGAGAGAACGCAAAUACCAACUACUCUUCACAAUCUCUCUCUCUCUCCAGACUUUUCAUGGUUCAUGUGGCAGUUGUACCCUCUGCUUUUAUAGGGAUCAUCAGUGGCACAAAAGUUCAUAUUCUUGUGGAUGAGGGUGCUUUUAAUAAUUUGACUUAUUCAUAUAUUGUGCACCAUCUAAAGUUACCUAUUGAUUCUCCUUUUCUUGUGCAGAUUAGUGAUCUUUUUGAAAGGAAGGGUGAUAGCUUUGUGUGUGAUAUUUCCCUAGCUACCGUCCAAGGCCACUCUACUCCUUCAAAAGAUGAUGAUUAUGUAUUGGUAAGAGUGGGAUUUGAUCUAGUUAUUAGGUCAGGGUGGUUAGCCACUCUUUGGUUAUCAUUUUGCUAAUGAUAGAACUACUAGACAUUGAAAUUCCUUGUUAAUGUUAAUAUGUCAUGGUACAAGGGUAUCACCAUACUUCUCCUUAACUAGUGUGGCUACAAAAAUUGCAUUGCUUGUCUCGUGUCUACCAUAAAGUCUAUCAAAGAUUGUUGGGUUAAAAGGAAAAAAUAUGCAUGAACUUUUUUGUUCAA